Molecule: messenger RNA, 1031 nt
Organism: Physella acuta
Lineage: Eukaryota; Metazoa; Mollusca; Gastropoda; Physidae
Source: RefSeq, a predicted model, not a curated record
CUAAAAACCGGAAAGCGAAUUUUUGGAAAAUGACGUUUUAUGUCAAUUUGAUUUAGAUCUAGAAUCUAGAUUCUAGUUUAAAAGAUAAAAAGAACAAAGUCCGUUAUAGAAUCGUCAAGGCUAGUAUCAGAGUUAAGUGAUACAUUUAAAAAUGAGUCUCAGUACGUUUAUUUCCAAGUUUAUCAGCUUUAUAAUGGGAGGAUUGACAUUCAUUUUCUUCAACCUCAGCAUUUUCAGCCCAUAUUGGGGUGGAAUCACCAACAUAUUUGGCAACGUUAUUGCCGUCCAGAAUUUGUAUUUUUCCUGCGAUCUAAAUACGUGUACAGAUCUUGAGGGCGGGGCCCUAGUAAACACAUGUAAAACUAUCGUCAGCAUCAUGCUUAUCGUCUAUUAUGCCAGUGUCAUUCUGCAAAUUCUGGCAUUUUUUCUUAGCUUUCUGCGCCUGACCCGUGUGUAUGGCUUUAUUUACCUCGGAUUAGCUGUAGGUGUGCUGAUGUUGCUCAUUGUCUUCCCGACCGCCGUGUAUCCACUAGAUGCGGAACCAGGUCGCGACUUGUUGUGGGGAUAUUGGUGUCUCCUAUUCACAUUCUUUUUGCUGUUGGGCACCGCUUCGGACUGCCUGAGAUUUACCAACGACACCUACCCAGGAAUCUGAAGAGAAAAUGUUCCAGCGCUAGACGUCUUGGAUAUGAAACACCUCCAUUCACUGCCUGAACUUUGUAAUUUUGAAAAUAUGUUAAUAUUUAUAAUUAGUACUUUAAUCAAUACAAUUAAGUUAUUUAUUUUAUGUUAUUAUCAUUUUAUUAUAAGUAGCAUUGGUAGCAUUAGUUUAAUUUUUUUUCUUAUUCUUAGUAUGCUUUAUAAGCUUAAUCAUUAUAACUGUAAUCUGUAUCAUCAUCUUUAAGUGUAUUCAUAGCAGCAUCAUCAAAAUAGUUAAUGUCAUUAACUAUUGUCAUUAUAAUUAAUAUAGUAAUCUGCAUUAUAAUUGCUAUCCUUUCAGUUAUUAAAGUUGUUAUAGUAUUUACAGUUUA